Molecule: messenger RNA, 2493 nt
Organism: Perca flavescens (yellow perch)
Lineage: Eukaryota; Metazoa; Chordata; Actinopteri; Perciformes; Percidae
Gene: trmt1
Product: tRNA methyltransferase 1
Exons: 16
Coding region: 267-2270 (667 amino acids)
Biological process (GO): tRNA N2-guanine methylation
Cellular component (GO): nucleus
Molecular function (GO): tRNA (guanine) methyltransferase activity; metal ion binding; RNA binding
Source: RefSeq, a predicted model, not a curated record
ACAUCGCACUUAUCGCACUGCUGGAGCGGGCAGCGCUUUUAGAAACUCUUCAAUAGGCCUCGCGGGUUUCCGUAGAGACGCUCCAAAACAUGGCUGCCUCCAUGUGCUAACGUGAGAGUAAACUAACCGAACUGUGUGUGUGUGUGUGUAGCAGCGAGGAGUUUUCAGUCACUCGCAAGACCACAUCGCUUUUUAUUAACCCUUACCCUGACCAUUUAGAAAACAAGUGUCCGCCUUGAGGGAGGUGUCACAGGCGGUGUACCUUUAUGCUGGUGCGGACAGCUCGGCUCUUCCCCCUCAUCACCUCCCAUCAUCUGCAUCCUUCCUGCACCCGUUCUGCCACACAGACGUUUCAGUUGUGCGUAGGCAUUGCUGCUGCCGCCAGCAGGGGGCUGAGAUCCAUGGAGCCCCUAAAAACUGCCCCAGAGGUUCCCACCACCAAACCUCCUCCCACGACUGCCGAGCCUUUAGCAGAAGAUACAAGCCUGGCACCCACGGACACGACGGCUGACGAGGAGAAGACGCUUCCGGCAGGACUGCUACCUGGGGAGACAGUGGUCAAGGAGGGCAAGGCGGCCAUCUUGUUCCCCAGUGCUAAUGAGGUCUUUUACAACCCAGUCCAGGAGUUUAACAGAGAUUUGACAUGUGCUGUGAUCACAGAGUUUGCCAGAGAUCUGCUGGCCCAGCGCGGGGUGAAGGUGGUGGUGCCCGGAGAGAAAGACAGGGUGGUGGUGUCUCUGUCAGAGGAGACCAACGAGGACGACGCUCAGACGGAGGAGAAAAACGGAGCAGAGUCUCCAGCUGUAACCGCAACAGUGGGGGAGAAAUGCGAGCGCGGCCUUCGCGUGCUGGAGGGUCUGGCGGCGUCCGGUUUGCGCUCUGUGCGUUUCGCUCUGGAAGUCCCGGGCCUGCAGAGCGUCACCGCCAACGACUUCUCCACCAAGGCUGCGGCGCUGAUCGCCCGCAACGCCCAGUACAACGGAGUGAGCCACCUGCUGGAAGCUAGCUGCAGGGACGCCAGUAUGCUGAUGUAUGAAAUGCGAGGGAAGAAGGAGCGUUUUGAUGUAAUCGAUCUGGAUCCCUACGGGAGCCCCGCCGCCUUCUUGGAUGCCGCCGUGCAGGCCGUCAGCGAGGGAGGUCUGUUGUGUGUAACGUGUACAGACAUGGCGGUGAUGGCAGGAAACAGCGGAGAGACCUGCUACAGCAAAUACGGUUCAGUCUCCAUCAAAGCCAAAUACUGCCAUGAGAUGGCUCUUCGUAUCAUCCUCCACAGUUUGGACCAGAGGGCGGGGGUGUACCAGCGGUACAUCCAGCCCCUGCUGUCCGUCAGCGUCGACUUUUACAUCCGGGUCUUUGUACGCGUCUUCACAGGACAGGCCACGGUCAAAAACUCAGCAAGUAAACAGGCUCUGGUCUACAACUGUGUCGGCUGUGGCUCUUUUCACCUACAGAGAAUGGGCCGGAGAACAAGCAAUGGAAAACAUAUGAAGUAUUCUCCUGCUGCCGGACCCCCAGUUGGACCAGAGUGUGAGCACUGUGGACAGAGACAUCAGCUGGGGGGUCCAAUCUGGGCGGAGCCCAUCUAUGACUUGGCAUUUGUCCAGAAGGUUUUGUCUGCUGUGUCAGGGAACCCGUCCCGAUUUGGGACAUCCAAACGCAUUGAGGGUAUGCUCAGCAUGGUGACCGAGGAGCUGGAAGAUGUGCCUCUUUAUUACACUAUGGACAGUCUGAGCAGCACGAUACACUGCAGUACUCCGCCCCUGCUCCAGUUUAAGUCUGCUCUCCUUCAUGCAGGCCACAGGGUUUCCCUCUCUCAUGCCUGUAAGAAUGCCAUCAAGACAGACGCUCCUCCUGCAGCUAUCUGGGACGUCAUGCGAUGCUGGGAGAAGGCCAAUCCUGUGAAGAGGGAGAAGCUGUCGGAGACGAGCCCCGCUUUCAAGAUCCUCUCCACAGAGCCCAGCUUAGAAGCCUGUUUCACUGUGAGGGAGGACGCCAACCCUCAGUCCCGUAAACGCCACCUGACUCGCUUCCAGGAGAAUCCGCAGGCCUUCUGGGGACCCAAAGCUCGAGCCAAAGCUGGUGGCGGUAUCGCUACUAACCUGCAGGACAAGAGGAAGAAGUGCCAGAACAAGAGGAAGAACCAGAUCACAGACUCCUCAGAGGUGAAAAACUUUCACUGCAAGAAGUUCAGACAGGGAACAUGCACAAAUGGAGACAAAUGCGGCUACUCCCACAACCUGGAGCAGACAAAGGAGGAGAAAAUGGAAUGAUUCAGUCUUCUAAAUUAAUGUUUUUUUUUUUUUUAAGUUUUUAUUAAAUCAUUUUAUUUCUGGAGUUUGAAUGGCCCGGUGCAGCCUGGACAAAGGGAGUAUGAUGCACUGCAAGCAGAUGGUAUUUGAAUAGGCCCAAAAACAUAACUGUUACAAUAUUGUUUUUUUCAGAUCUUUUGUUGUUCGACUGUUGUUUCAGUCCAAUAAAGUCCCCCCCCCCCCC